This is a messenger RNA of Amoebophrya sp. A120, 3451 nucleotides long. The record is from the annotation of a GenBank genome assembly. NCBI's taxonomy places the organism in Eukaryota, Dinophyceae, Syndiniales, Amoebophryaceae.
AGCGACCACAAUCUGAUUUGAAGUAGUAAAUACAAAAAUAACCACGUAUUGCGGACCUCAGCGACCAUUUUUUACCAGCCUUCUUACCAUUCGGCAUUCUCCCCCGCACCAUACUUUCCCCGAUCAAAAAAAUAAGUACCACCCACAGCAAUAACCAUGAAGCAGAAAACCAACCGCCCCCAGGAGCUCACGCUCGACCCGGUUUUCGAGAAGUAUUACCGUGCAAAUUGGGGCGAUGAGAUUUUCGACGCCUUCUGGGAAGCGUCGAAAACCGCCCUUCCCUGUGUCGUCCGCUUACGGGAGAGUGCGAAGAGAAACCACCUCCGCGACCAGCUUUUGAAAUACGGCUGGGAGCCGCUAGAAAGUACGAAGACCGCCAAAAAUAAUUCCUCCUCCUCCGCCGACAUUGAGGCGUUUUCCCUCCCCGCUGCCGUCUACAGUUUACCCGACAGUACAGAUGAAAGGAGCAAAAACAGCAACAAGCACAGAAUCCUCUGUGAAGACGAGAACCGCCGAGGUUUUCUCCAGUUCGGGGAAAUCGCGUCGAUGCUCCCGGUGAUCGCGCUUCAGCCGGAAAAAAACGACAAAAUCCUCGAUCUGUGCGCCGCGCCGGGGAACAAAACACUAGCUUUGUCCGACGCCGUCGGGCAGGACGGGCUGGUCUGGGCAAACGACUACGACAUCGAGCGGACUUGCUGGACGUUGACGCGGCACAGCGGGAAGGCGCGGAGCCGGGGGUUGGUCGUCACCUGCUGGGACGGGGCGACGUUGGGGAAGAAGAUUCUGGGCGGUGGCGGAAAAUCGUCAACUUGUAGCACAAGUAGCGCAGCAGCGACUGUUGUGAGCGAUGGAAAUCGUGAGGGUCUAGACCGCCUUGACGUAGCAGUUGAUGCACAAGACGACAACAUCAAAAGAAGUCCUCUCCUUUUCGACAAAGUGCUCUGCGACGUUCCCUGCAGUGCGGACGGGACUUUGCGGAAGUACCGAGACACGGUGCUGGACUUCCAGAAGAAGCUCCACUACGCAGUCUGCCAGCUCCACCCUUUGCAGCUGGACUUGCUGGAGUCCGCGUUCCAAAUGACGAAAGUCGGCGGGUUAAUCGCGUAUUCCACCUGCUCGUUAAACCCGGUGGAAAACGAGGCGGUGGUUCGGGCGUUUUUGGAAGCGCAUGGGGAGGAAGUGGAAUUGGUGCCGAUCUUCGACGAGAUGAACGAGAAUGGAAAUUGCGACGGUCGUGGAUUCGACCAGGACGAUUGCGGCAACGCAGCCUUAUUCGGUAGAAAACUUCGCGCAACUCAGGGCUUCAAAUGCAUGCCGGGGUUGACGAGGUGGGAAGACGUCGAGCCGUUCUUGGAAACGACAGCGGGGACGGUUGCAGCUUCCGCGACGAGUAGUGCAGAUGUGGAGAAGGUUGUUCUUCUUGAAGAUGAGAUGAAGGAACAUGCUUUCGACGAAGCCGCACAACAGUCGGAGCCAGUGAAGAAGCCUGCAACUACUAGUGCAGCGUCCACCUCUCCACCCCAUCUCGCCGCAACCCCAAACACCACCGCCAGCUCGCCCGAAGUUUCACCUGUGGCUGCAACUACUGCUGCCAAAACGACGUCGAGGAAACCGGUUGUCGACGAGAAGGCGAAGGCCGCGAAAAAGCAGAAGAAAGCGCCGAUUCUCCCAUCUACCGUCCAUCCACCAAAAUUCCCGGAUGAGCGAUUGCGAAAUUGCGCGCGGGUCAUGCCGAAUCUGGAGCCCGUUGCGGGUGGGUUUUUCCUCGCCGUGUUUCGGAAGAAGGCGGGGAAAGUGUUUUGUGGGAAAAGAGCAGCAGCAGCAGCAGCAGCUACGAAGCACGAUCAGGAUGGAGACGUGGUUAUGCAGGUAAGCGCUUCAUCCAGUUCCACCUCCACAACAACCAAUUGUUCUCCUCCCUCCCCGGACCACGAAAAGCAGCUCCAGUUCCGGCAGGCGGGGUAUUUCAAGCGACUGCGGGAAAAAGCGAAGUGGCGACGGGAAUUGUCGAGUAAGUGGGCCCGGUUUUUCACAAGCAAGUACGACGAGGGGCUGUUGCUCGGGUUCGACGAAGAGGUUGGUGGGGAGGAGGGCGACAGCGAAAAAACAAAAACUAUUGGCGGUAAAAAAAUAAAGGAAAAACGCGCGUCUGGAGAGGAGACAAAAGAACAAGUGGCGAGAAGCGCAGCAGACAGUGCUGAAAAAACCGAAGCAAGCCUUGAAGAGAAAGGGCAGCAGGAUGCAGCAGCCUCAGAAAUAGCUCAAGCCGGCAAGCCGCAAACUUCUGGUGCAACCGACGCCACACGACAGGUACAAGAUCCAGUGAAACCCGAGGGCGCCACCACGACUCUGGAGCGGGACCAAAGCAACCUCCCUUCCCACGUCACCCCCUGGGAAUUUUACGGGUUGGAAAGCUUGAAAGAAGCUCUCACCACGAAAGAAUCCGCCACCAGUCUGUUUUUCCACACUUCUCGCGGUCACAGCAAGCCGCGGAAGGUUUGUAUUGCCUCUAGUUUUUUGGGCGAAUUCGUUUCUUCCGUUCUGGACACUGAGGAGCAGGAGCGGGACGAUUUGAAGCGGAAGAGGGUAGAGGAGCAGGAGAAGGACAAAGCGCAAGAGACGAUGAAAUCAGAACAACCCGGAUCAUCUUCCUCUUCAGCUGAGCCACGAGUCAAGAAAAGCGACAGCGCUGCAGAGCCAAGUGAUCUGCCAAAAGCGGAGGAUCAAUCCCAAGUGGACAUGUCCACGUCCUCUACCGAAAAACAGCCAGAACAUCGCGAAGCAAUAAAACACCAGAAAAAACCACCUCCGGUGAAAAAGCAGUUCCAAGACGCCGUCGACCCAGAGAUCGGCUUCGCCCUGCCCUUCGUCCAGCUCGGUCUGGCGCUUUUCAAAAGGGAGCGGAACGAAAAGUACAUGCGGCACCUGAAGUGUCGGUACCGGCCGACGCAGAAGUGCGUGGAUUUAUUGUUGAAGCACCAGACGAAAAGACGGCUGACGGUCUGUGCUGACGAAGAUUUCACAGCAUUUUUGAACCGUGACUUGAAACAGGGGCUGCCGAUCAAAGAGCUAUUGGAGUGGAGCGAAAGUGGGAGAAUCACCGGCGUGGCGAAUUUAAAUGAUGAGGUCGGCGCGGCGCUGCUGUGCAAUGGGGAUGGGAGUGUGGGGGUUUGUGUGUUUAUCACGAGUCAGCGGAUGAUUGUGCAGGCGGAAGAAGAGGAUGUGGAGUGGGCGGUUUGGAAGUUGGGUCGAGAAUGACGUCUGCCUUUGUACUAACUUAUUUAAAUGCAUGAGCUUGCAGAUGCUGAUGCAGGAAUGCGAAGGCGCGGCGACUUCUCUGGUGCUCUGUUUUUGUUGCGACGCUGGAAAUACAGAAGUCUCAGUCUGUUUAUUUUCUGACACAGUGUCAUCGAUCAACAUUAACACGGAGGAUCAUCCUUCACCUAUGCUG